UCACUCAGUCAGUGUAGUAAAGUCUGCUGCCGGACCACUGCACCGCCGUCUGGAUACACACUGAACACAUCCAGCUGGAGCUCAGCCGCUUUCACGUCUUCACUUUACCUGCUUUAACGUAAAGAGAGGCAGUUGUGGCCUGGAGCGGUGGUUUUCAAUUCAGCCAGCAAUAUUUCAAGCAGAAACCCAGCAGUACAGAACCACAAACCAUGCCAAACUGGGGAGGAGGCAACAAGUGCGCAGCAUGCCGUGGGACAGUUUACCACGCUGAGGAAGUGCAGUGUGACGGCAAGAGUUUCCACAAAUGCUGCUUUCUCUGCAUGGUCUGCAGGAAGGGCUUAGACAGCACCACACUGGCUAUUCACGACCAGGAGAUCUACUGCAAGUCCUGCUACGGGAAGAAGUACGGCCCCAAAGGCUACGGCUACGGUCAGGGGGCGGGGACGCUCAACAUGGACCGAGGAGAGCGGCUGGGAAUCAAACACGAAGAGACACAGACUCACAGGCCGACCACCAACCCAAACCCAUCCAAAUUUGCCCAGAAGUUCGGCGGCUCAGAGAAAUGCGCCCGGUGUGGAGACUCUGUCUAUGCAGCCGAGAAGAUCAUGGGAGCAGGCAAGCCGUGGCAUAAGAACUGCUUCCGAUGUGCAAAAUGUGGCAAGAGCCUGGAGUCGACCACUCAGACUGAGAAAGACGGAGAAAUCUACUGCAAAGCGUGUUACGCCAAGAACUUCGGGCCCAAAGGGUUCGGUUACGGCCAAGGAGCCGGCGCUCUGGUUCACGCUCAGUGACGGCUGAAUCGCCCCGACAAUCACGAUACAUUCCCCUCUGUCCUACGUGAACAUCGACCAGCUCGUCUUUUCUUCCUCAAAUGCUUUUAUGUUGAAAUAGGUUCUCAUGAUACAAAUAAAAACAUUAAACCAAAA
Dicentrarchus labrax (European seabass) is the source of this 926-nucleotide messenger RNA. It is a transcript of the gene csrp2, whose product is annotated as cysteine and glycine-rich protein 2. The transcript is spliced from 7 exons. Bases 210 to 791 code for a protein of 193 amino acids. Gene Ontology annotation, cellular component: nucleus; Z disc; cytoplasm. Gene Ontology annotation, molecular function: structural constituent of muscle; actinin binding. NCBI's taxonomy places the organism in Eukaryota, Metazoa, Chordata, Actinopteri, Moronidae. The record is from RefSeq and is a predicted model, not a curated record. Gene Ontology annotation, biological process: muscle tissue development; sarcomere organization.